Molecule: messenger RNA, 1533 nt
Organism: Vitis vinifera (wine grape)
Lineage: Eukaryota; Viridiplantae; Streptophyta; Magnoliopsida; Vitales; Vitaceae
Product: fasciclin-like arabinogalactan protein 21
Exons: 1
Coding region: 99-1337 (412 amino acids)
Source: RefSeq, a predicted model, not a curated record
UUAUAAAACAGAACCGUCCUCACUUCAAGACUUGCAUUCACAUCAAUUGAUCCUUUUCCUCCCCCUGAUCUCUGUCACUCUGCAUCAAACCCUAAUCAAUGGCGACUCUCCUGCAACUCCCCAUCCUCAUUCUCAUGUUCUCCUUCUUAAUGUCUACUGCCAUAGCCAACAUUCUCUUUGAAGAAGCCUCAGCAUCAACUUCAGCUCCGCAACAUUCUCGACCUUCGCAACUGUUUCAACCAAACAAAGACGACCAAUUCUAUGGAGCAUCUGUCUUCGGUCCCGUCUUGCACAGCCUUGGUUUCCAAGAACUCGCCAUGGCUGUUCAUUCUCUCUCCGCCUCAUCUUCUUUCAACACUUGGACCGGUCCUUCCACCGUCUUCGCUCCCACCGACGCUUCAAUCCGUAGCUGUUCUUCAUGUUCGGUUACCAGACUUCUCCAGGAGCAUACCGUGCCAGGUAUUUUCUCUCUUCACUACCUGCAAACUCUGGCAUUCGGAACCAAGAUCGAGACGAUGGUGCCUGGCCGGUGCCUCACGGUCACUUCUGCCGUCAACAACACUAAGAUCUUCAUCGGCGGAGUUGAAAUUACUCAUCCGGACCUCUUCAACAAUGGCCUUAUCGUAGUUCAUGGCCUCGAUGGCUUCGUUUCUCACCUUUCGCCAUUCUCUUGCAACAUUGAAAGAGUAAACUCUGUCUCCUUUCCUUUUCAGCCGUCUGAUCGUUCCCACUCAGUUCCGUCCUUUGCUAUUAUGCGCCUCAUGCUAAGGGACGCCAUGGUCCGACUGCGCAUGAACGGAUUCAGCAUACUCGCUCUCGCGCUCCGGCUUAAGUACCCUGAACUUGUAAGUCUCCAGAACAUGACGGUAUUCACUCUUGACGACGCCUCGAUUUUCACUGGCGGCCAAGCGUACGUUAGCAACGUAAGGUUCCACAUCGUGCCGAACCGCCUGUUGUUGGCUGCCGAUCUGCAGAAACUGCCGGUGGCAACGUUGUUGCCUACGCUGGAACCUGACCAGAAGUUGAAAGUAACCACGGCUGGAGGCGGAGCAAUGCCUAUAAGGAUCAAUUACGUUCGGAUCAAGAAACCCGAUGUAAUGCACAAUCUUAAGAUCGUGGUUCAUGAUUUGUACAUGCCGUUCCCGCACCUUCAUCAGGCAGAGGCCGUGGUCGACGGCAUCGGACCAUUGGGAUUAGACGGGGCUGAAAUGGAGAUUCCGGUGAACAAAUCUUGUUCAGUUGCAGGAACCGAUGGAAGUGGUAGCUGUGCGGUGGUCCCCAAUUCUGAGAUAAAACCAACGGCUGAAUUGGGAAUGGAAGACCAUCAUGGCUUGUGAUGUGCCACUUCAAAAGCGCCUGGUUGCAGUAAUGUGAGAAGUAGCGUUACAGAACCUUACAAGGUGACUGUACUGUUGCGAUCUUUAGCGCAAGUAAUCAUCAACUAGCGACUAACGAGAACUGAGCGUACUGUGUUGGAUAUCGCUAGUCAUAUUUGUCCAACCGAAUUAAUGAGGUAUACAUGGCCUUUCAUCA